This is a messenger RNA of Microsporum canis CBS 113480, 1740 nucleotides long. Its product is annotated as transcriptional regulator PacG/VIB-1. Gene Ontology annotation, molecular function: DNA-binding transcription factor activity; DNA binding. The record is from RefSeq and is a predicted model, not a curated record. Bases 1 to 1740 code for a protein of 579 amino acids. Lineage: Eukaryota; Fungi; Ascomycota; Eurotiomycetes; Onygenales; Arthrodermataceae. The transcript has 2 exons. Gene Ontology annotation, cellular component: nuclear chromosome. Gene Ontology annotation, biological process: meiotic cell cycle; positive regulation of transcription by RNA polymerase II.
AUGGACGGCUACGAUGCGAUGGCGAUGCCGUACAUGGGCUCGCCUCUGCCCAACAUCGCCCACGGCGACUUCUUGAACCACCAGAUGGCGUCCAUGGAGCUGCCGCAGCCCUCGCCUUAUGAUCCUGACGGCUUCCCCAGCGCGGACGAGAUGAGCUACACGCAACCGAUGUCGAUGCGACGGUUCUCGAGCAACCAGUUCGAAGAGCCGUUUCCAGAGAUGGCCGACAUGAUUCCCGCCGGCCACGGGGCCUUCGAGGCCGUGGCGCCUGAUCCGCUGCAGCAGCAGCAGCAGCAGCAGCAGGAGGACGCCUCGAUAGACCAUGGCCACAAGCUGCUCUCCUUCUCGAUGCCGGUAUACAACUUUACUCUGCUCGACUACUCGCUACGACGGACCUCGCUCUCGAUGACUGCGCAGCUGCACGGCAUGUUCUUCCUGGCAGAGUCGCCCUGGACGACCUCGCCGACGGGAGAGCCCGGCGCGACGACGGGCGGCGGCACCCCCCUCAGCCAGCACCAGCACCAGCACCAGCACCAGCACCAGCACCAGCACCAGCAGCACAGCGGCCCUCCUCCGGUCGCGGAGCUGACCUGCUACAGACGGAACCUGUUCCAGAUCACGGGCUCGAUCACCCUGCCGCGGACGCUGCGGUACAUCAUGACCGAGCAAGGGGACCGCAUACCGAUCCUGGCGCAGGAGCUGACCGUCUCUGCCACCGAGUCCGUGGAAGGGAACCCGGUCAAGAUCAUCUCGGUGCCGUGGAAGACGCCCGCGGCCAACGCGGCCCAGGGCCAGCAGCAGCAGCAGCAGCCAGAGGACAAGACGGAAAAGGAGCCGCCUGCCAUCGGGCUGGAUACGAUGACGGGCCAGGACACGGAUUCGGACUACGCUACGUUCUCGAUCGCGUGGAAGAGGCUGCAGUUCCGGAUAGCGACCGCGAACAACGGGCGGCGCAAGGAGCUGCAGCAGCACUUUGUGCUCCGGCUGAAGAUCAUGGCUACGCUGUCGACGGGCGCGAAGAUAUCCAUCUGCGAGACGCAGUCGGGCCCCAUCAUCGUCCGCGGCCGGAGCCCGAGGAACUUCCAGUCGCGAAAGGACCUGCCGCUGAGCGGGAGCGCGGCCGCCUCGCGGAAGAACACCCAGGCGGCCGCCGCGCUGGCGAGGAGCAACGCCGGCGCCUCGAAGACGGGCAAGCUGAAGGUCGAGUCCGACCGGGAACGGUCUACAUACAGCAAUAACCAGGACCGGUCUACGUACAGCAAUAACCAGGACCGGCCUACAUACAGCAAUAACCAGGACCGGUCCACGUACAACGCCAACCAGGACAGGUCUACAUACAACGCCAACCAGGACCGGUCUACGUUCAAGAGACGCCGUCUCAGCUCGAGCGUGGCGCCCAUCGCCCUCUCGUUCGUCGACGAGGAGGGCAGCGCCGGGUCCCCCCGUUCGAUAGACGUCCCUCCGCCGGCGUCCCUCUCGGAGGCAGCCCACGACGAGCCCGACCCGUCCAGGGCACGCAAGCGCCCUGCACCGCUCCACCACGCCGAAGCGGACCCCCUGGUUCCGGCCAUCAUAGGCGCGGGAGACGAGGCGCUGUACGAGUACUUCCCGCUCGCGCUGGACGAGUGGCAGGCCCCCGUCGACGCCGUCUACCGUCCGCACGUCGUCCACCACACCGGCUACGUCGACGACAUGGCGGCCAAAAACCGGAGCAAGCGCUACUUUGCCGGGGCCAGUUGA